ACCGUUUUCUAUUUCUUCUGCAGUGUUGAUACAGACUGAUUGGAUUAAACAUAUGCCUCCGCCUUGCCAAUCUGGCGCUUGGCGGUUACGUGCGAUAGUCGCCCUGGCUGGCUGGCACAAAUUGCGACGGAAAACCACACCGAAUGGGGAUAUUGAAUAUAACGCUGGCCCCCGCUGGCGUGUGCUGUCUGGAGGCCAGUACGACUGGAAUAUGUCGUUCCUUUCGGAAAUCUAUGCCACCAAUAAUAAACAGAAGAAAAAAAAACAAACAACUAGUAAGCACGGUACCAACAACAACCGCCGCCAUUCUGCCCAUUUCCCAGCGGUGCACAUAAUCGUAUGUCAUGGCAACCCUCAACGAGGUGGCAUCUCCGGUGUACUAAAAUCCCCAAAUCGGGUUGUGGUGGCAAGCCCACCACCUGUCACCGGUCACACUUCAUAUCCUCCCAUCGACACCGUAAAAACCUUCUCCACACACAAUUGUCCAAUUGCAAGAGACCAAAAAGAUCAAAUUACUAUUGAUUCAGCAACUGUGUGUGAGAAAAGAAAAAAAAAAAUACUCGGAAAUCAAACUUGUGGCAGGGGGCAUAUUCUAAUGUUGGUGGAUGCCGAAAUCCAACGCAACCCGUGCUAUAAACCAUCCCUGGCAACACCCCCCCCUGACCACCACCUGGUGGCGGCUGCCGAAAAUCCCAUACAUUGAAAUCAAAAGAUGCCCCCGCAUUCAGCUCCAUAAGCAUCCAUCCACCAUCAGCAUUAACACUGCUGGGAAAGCGGCCAAUGCCCGCCUUACUCUGGCAGUCAGUGGUUCCCAAACUGCCAAAAGGACCCCAUCGAUCCCAGAUGACAAACUGUCGACUGUCAACCUGGCCGGUGACAUCGCGGAGGGAGACCCACCCGCUACCGGCACUGCCGUGUAUUCCAGCCAACAUGGUGUACAUUUUAUCUUUCCCAUCAAAACCCAAUGAAGGUGUCAACCCGCCACGCAACAAAACUUCGUCGUCUUCCAAAACCCCAUGAUGGAAACGGUGAUGUGCGUGGUAUCAUAAAUAUGGGAGUCGCGCCCACAUCAAUUGUGUUGAUACAGACUGAUUGGAUUAAACAUAUGCCUCCGCCUUGCCAAUCUGGCGCUUGGCGGUUACGUGCGAUAGUCGCCCUGGCUGGCUGGCACAAAUUGCGACGGAAAACCACACCGAAUGGGGAUAUUGAAUAUAACGCUGGCCCCCGCUGGCGUGUGCUGUCUGGAGGCCAGUACGACUGGAAUAUGUCGUUCCUUUCGGAAAUCUAUGCCACCAAUAAUAAACAGAAGAAAAAAAAACAAACAACUAGUAAGCACGGUACCAACAACAACCGCCGCCAUUCUGCCCAUUUCCCAGCGGUGCACAUAAUCGUAUGUCAUGGCAACCCUCAACGAGGUGGCAUCUCCGGUGUACUAAAAUCCCCAAAUCGGGUUGUGGUGGCAAGCCCACCACCUGUCACCGGUCACACUUCAUAUCCUCCCAUCGACACCGUAAAAACCUUCUCCACACACAAUUGUCCAAUUGCAAGAGACCAAAAAGAUCAAAUUACUAUUGAUUCAGCAACUGUGUGUGAGAAAAGAAAAAAAAAAAAUACUCGGAAAUCAAACUUGUGGCAGGGGGCAUAUUCUAAUGUUGGUGGAUGCCGAAAUCCAACGCAACCCGUGCUAUAAACCAUCCCUGGCAACACCCCCCCCUGACCACCACCUGGUGGCGGCUGCCGAAAAUCCCAUACAUUGAAAUCAAAAGAUGCCCCCGCAUUCAGCUCCAUAAGCAUCCAUCCACCAUCAGCAUUAACACUGCUGGGAAAGCGGCCAAUGCCCGCCUUACUCUGGCAGUCAGUGGUUCCCAAACUGCCAAAAGGACCCCAUCGAUCCCAGAUGACAAACUGUCGACUGUCAACCUGGCCGGUGACAUCGCGGAGGGAGACCCACCCGCUACCGGCACUGCCGUGUAUUCCAGCCAACAUGGUGUACAUUUUAUCUUUCCCAUCAAAACCCAAUGAAGGUGUCAACCCGCCACGCAACACA
Stomoxys calcitrans (stable fly) is the source of this 2047-nucleotide messenger RNA. RefSeq lists its product as uncharacterized. NCBI's taxonomy places the organism in Eukaryota, Metazoa, Arthropoda, Insecta, Diptera, Muscidae. The record is from RefSeq and is a predicted model, not a curated record. The coding region runs from base 965 to 1690 and encodes 241 amino acids. The transcript has 8 exons.